AUGUUUCCUGUGACCCAGCCACUAGCACAAAGCGAGAACAAAGCACUGCUCUUCCAAAGGCUUGGUCUCAACGAGCGCGACCCUCGCCAUCGCCACCUCUACUCUUUAAUGAAAGCCGAAGCAAUCGAGGGCUGGUCUAGGUUGACCGCGAGAAGAGAUGCCCUUUCACCGCGCCUCCAACAGGACUGGUCACUUGAGCCUCCUUAUACUUUUGGUCAAAUAGACGAAGUCGCAUUCCAGGCGGAGGCAAUCUAUAUGUGGCAUCACGCUCAAGCAUCAACUCGCACAAUUUAUGAAUUAGGUCAACACUCCAAAGGCGACUUAAAAGACAAUUGGAUUAUAAGGUGGCUUCUGUGGCACGUCUUUCGCUAUCGAGACGAUCGAAAUAGGAUCCAUCCUAACCUACGGCAAGUAGCGCCGCCAUUGCCGCAAAGUCAAGGCUCCACUGCAGCUCACGUUAGACAUGAGAAUCCUGUUCGCUUCUGGGAUCCUGUUCGCGAGCACUAUCGUGAUUAA
This is a messenger RNA of Zasmidium cellare ATCC 36951, 516 nucleotides long. RefSeq lists its product as uncharacterized. The transcript is spliced from 3 exons. NCBI's taxonomy places the organism in Eukaryota, Fungi, Ascomycota, Dothideomycetes, Mycosphaerellales, Mycosphaerellaceae. The record is from RefSeq and is a predicted model, not a curated record. The coding region runs from base 1 to 516 and encodes 171 amino acids.